Magnolia sinica is the source of this 592-nucleotide messenger RNA. Its product is annotated as blue copper protein-like. Bases 50 to 580 code for a protein of 176 amino acids. Lineage: Eukaryota; Viridiplantae; Streptophyta; Magnoliopsida; Magnoliales; Magnoliaceae. The transcript is spliced from 2 exons. Gene Ontology annotation, cellular component: plasma membrane. The record is from RefSeq and is a predicted model, not a curated record. Gene Ontology annotation, molecular function: electron transfer activity.
UCUUGUAACAAACCACUCCCAACACAAUCUCCCGUCUGUUUGUGUGUGUAUGCAGGAAAUGGCAGGAGCUGCUGGUAGAGCCAUGGGUGCAGUCCUGGCAUUGUGCUUUGUUGUUUCAAGCACCGCUACGGUUUACACUGUCGGUGAUGCCAGCGGUUGGGGUCUGACCGUGGACUACAACACUUGGACAAGUGGCAAAACCUUUGCCGUGGGUGAUAGCCUUGCAUUUACAUACGUGGGAGGGGAUCACACGGUGACGGAGGUGAGUGCAAGUGAUUAUAGCAGCUGUAGCGCAGCCAAUGCGAUAAACACAGACAGUAGCGGGACGACUACGAUCGCUCUAAAGACGGCAGGAACGCAUUACUUCAUAUGUGCAGUACCUUCACAUUGUAGUGGUGGGAUGAAGGUUGCGGUCAAAGUCGGAGGGACAUCUGGCACACCCACCAGCACAACCACUGGCACCGGCAUCAUGACCGCCAUGCCCACUGACACUUACAUGUACUCAGCUACCAGCAUGGUUUUUCCUUCCACAGCCAUGCUGCUCAUUGGAGUUGCACUCUGCAUGUUUACUCUAUCCUAAUUCUCUCUCUCU